AAGUGUGAGGCUAUCAUGGAAACUGAGGGCAAGGUGAUCAAGUGCAAGGCAGCAGUGGCCUGGGAACCCGGAAAAGCACUUUCCAUUGAGGACGUAGAGGUUGCCCCUCCCAAAGCACACGAAGUACGAAUUAAGGUAGAUAGUAUGUUGUCAUCUGGAGUAUGUCACACAGACUGGACUUUCCUGCAUGAGGUUGGUAAAACUAUGAAUCCUCAGCCCUUUCCUGUGGUCUUGGGGCAUGAGGGGGCAGGAGUGGUGGAGAGUGUUGGUCCAGGUGUCACAAAGAUGUCUAAAGGAGAUAAAGUUAUUCUUCUAGUCGUGCCACAGUGUGGACAAUGUGAACGCUGCCUGAGUCCAAAGACAAACCUCUGCACCAAAAACUGGGAGAAAACUCAGCAGUGUGUUCUUGCAGACGGCACUAGCAGGAUCACCUGUAAGAAUCAGCAGAUUCAUCAGUUUAUUGGUAUCAGCACCUUUUCUGAAUAUACUGUUGUGCCAGAGGACAACGUCACCAAGAUUCACCCAGACGCUCCUCUGGACAGAGUCUGUCUGCUGGGCUGUGGAGUAUCUGCAGGAUAUGGGGCAGCAGUGAACACAGGCAAGGUAGACUCUGGCUCUACAUGUGCGGUGUUUGGUUUGGGAGCUGUCGGACUAGCAGCUGUCAUGGGAUGCAGGGCUGCCGGUGCCACCAGGAUCAUCGCCGUUGACAUCAACCCAGACAAGUUUGAGAUCGCCAAGACUUUUGGAGCCACUGAGUUUGUGAACCCAAAAGACCACAAUAAACCCAUUCAGGAGGUGCUGAGGGAGCUGACUAAUGGUGGCGUUGACUUUGCUAUUGAGUGUGUUGGGAAUGUGGGUGUCAUGAGGGCUGCUGUGGAAGCGUGCAGUCCUGCAGGGGGAGUCUGUGUGAUGGUGGGCUGGACCCGGAUGGGGGAACUAACUCUGGUCUCUGAGGAUAUUCUGCUAGGAAAAACUCUCAAAGGCUCCUAUUUUGGCGGUUGGAAGAGUGUUGAGGCGGUGCCUAAGUUGGUGCAGGAUUAUAUGAGUGGGAAGAUUCUGCUGGAUGAGUUUGUGACACACAGACUGACUUUAGAUCAGGUUAACCAGGCCUUCGAUCUCAUGAUCACCGGAAAAAGUAUUCGUACAGUGAUCAAUAUGUGAAAUGAAGGUAGCGUCCUGUCUUCCUCCAACAGGACAAUGUUUAUAUUUUUUUCUUACAUUACAUCCAAAGGAGAACAUUCAAUAUUGUCAUAAUACAAUGUAUGGUUUCAUUCAGUAUGUACUGCAGAGUUAAAAUGUUUUUUUAAUGCUUAUAUUCUCAAGGAAUAUACAUUGUCACAUGUUAAAUCUUUCACACAAUAAAGCUUAAACUGAUGCAUUUGA
Molecule: messenger RNA, 1383 nt
Organism: Ctenopharyngodon idella (grass carp)
Lineage: Eukaryota; Metazoa; Chordata; Actinopteri; Cypriniformes; Xenocyprididae
Product: Alcohol dehydrogenase class-3-like
Exons: 9
Coding region: 16-1161 (381 amino acids)
Biological process (GO): formaldehyde catabolic process
Cellular component (GO): cytosol
Molecular function (GO): zinc ion binding; S-(hydroxymethyl)glutathione dehydrogenase [NAD(P)+] activity
Source: RefSeq, a predicted model, not a curated record